Molecule: messenger RNA, 3867 nt
Organism: Linderina pennispora
Lineage: Eukaryota; Fungi; Kickxellomycota; Kickxellomycetes; Kickxellales; Kickxellaceae
Product: xanthine dehydrogenase
Exons: 13
Coding region: 1-3867 (1288 amino acids)
Molecular function (GO): iron ion binding; oxidoreductase activity; 2 iron, 2 sulfur cluster binding
Source: RefSeq, a predicted model, not a curated record
AUGUCUACGACCAAGCCGUUUGGAGACUCGCUGCUGUUCUACCUGAACGGCAAGCGCAUGGUGGUAGAGAAGCCGGACCUGGACUUCACGCUGCUGUCGUAUCUGCGCAGCAUCGGACUGACAGGCACAAAGCUGGGGUGCGGUGAGGGCGGGUGCGGGGCGUGCACGGUGAUGGUUUCGCGGUAUGACCUGGACCAGCAGAGGAUCGUACAUACGGCAGUGAAUGCGUGCCUGUGCCCACUGUAUACAGUGGACGGCAAGCACGUGAUCACGGUGGAGGGCUUGGGGACAACCAAGAAGCCGCACCCGUGCGGGUUCUGCACGCCUGGGUUUGUGAUGUCGCUGAAUGUUUUGACGGCAACCUGUGCCGCUGCACGGGCUACCGGACCGAUCCUGGACGCGGCCAAGACUUUCGCUGACCAGGCGUGGAAGCGCGGCGCAGCCGUGCAGAACAGCGACGGCACGGUCACGGCAGUGGAGGGAGAUAAGGCUGGCGGCUGCGGCAUCGAGGGCUGCUGCCGGCUGCAGAAAAAGCCGGUGACAGAUAGUCCUGAGGCCGGACAGGCAGACAAGUUUGAGCUGCCAGACCCCACCAACCCGCACAUGCAACAACCGCCGGUGACCCGCUCCGGAUGCUGUGGCGGAGCCGGUGCUGACGGCGGGUGCUGCAAGACAGGUAAGCGCGCAGACAGCGCGGUUGCUGGCGUUGAUGGAUCGAACGAGGCGGAGAACGAGAAGGCGGCGGUGAUUGCCAAAUUCCAGACGUACGACCCGACGCAAGAUCUGAUUUUCCCGCCGUUCCUGGUGCGCUACGCCAAGGGCGAGACCAAGGAGGACGAGCCGCAGCUGCGCGCGCUGGCAAUCGCCAGCAGCGACAGCACGGCGUGGUGCCAGCGGUUCUACCGGCCGCUGACGCUGGCGCAGCUGCUGGAGAUCCGGCAGGAGCACCCCGACAGCAAGCUGGUGGCAGGAAACAGUGAGGUGGGGGUGGAGAUCAAGCUGAAGCGGGCCAAGUUCCCGGUGCAGGUGUAUGUGAACGACAUUGCUGAGCUGCGGCAGGUCACGUGCAUGGACACCGGAGUGCAGUUCGGAGCCAACCUGACGCUGGCACGGUUCGAGGUGCUGCUGGAUGCGCUGGUGGCAGAGCACGGCUCGAUCAAGUCGCAGAACUUUGCGGCGCUGCGCGAGAACCUGCGGUACUUUGCCGGCAACCAGAUCCGCAACGUGGCGACGAUCGCUGGUAACAUUGCGACGGCAUCGCCAAUCUCGGACCUGAACCCGGUGUUCAUGGCGGCCGGUGCGGUGGUGACGCUGGUGUCGGCUGAGGGCCAGCGGCAGGUGCCGCUGUCGGAGUUCUUCCUGGGUUACCGCCGCACGGCGAUGCGCGCCAGCGAGGUUCUGCUGAAUGUGUUUGUGCCGUUUUCGCAGGAGGGCGAGAUCACGCGUGCGUUCAAGCAGGCCAAGCGCAAGGACGACGAUCAUUGCAAUUGUCACGUUGCUGAUGCAGCGUUUGCGUAUGGCGGUAUGGCGCCAACCACAGUGCUGGCCAAGGGAGCGAUGGCAGCGGCAGUGGGCGGCACGUGGGGCGAGCGCGCGGUGCUGGAUCGGAUCCUGCAGGCGUGCCAGGCCGAAAUGCGUCUGGACUACACCACGCUGACGACCAGCUUCCUGUUCAAGUUCUGGGCGAUCGCAUGCGCAGCUCUCCAGAUCAACACCAAGGAGGCGGCGUUUGCGCACGAGAUGGAGGACAGUGAGCGCGAGAUGUGCAAGGGCCAGCAGGAGUAUGCUACGGGCGUCACUCACAUGUCGGCGCUGAAGCAGGUCACGGGUGAGGCGCGCUACACCGACGACAUACCGGCGCGCGCCCACGCAAAGAUCCUGUCGAUUGAUGCGUCACGUGCGCUGGCCAUGCCAGGCGUGCACCGCGUGCUGACACACAAGGACGUGCCGGGCUCCAACGUGUGGAACAUCUUCCACGACGAGGAGAUUCUGCCAUCGGAGGAGGUGCACUACAUGGGCCAGCCAAAGCUGGCGCAGGAGGCCGCGCGCAGCGCUGUGGCUGUUGAGUACGAUGACCUGCCGGCAGUGCUGAGCAUCCGCGACGCUGUGGCCCAGGACUCGCUGUUCCCCGAGGUGCGCCAGUUGAUCAAUGGCGACGUUGAGCAAGCGUUCCGCGACGCCGACUUUGUGUUUGAGGGCGAGUCAUACUGCGGUGCCCAGGAGCACUUUUAUCUGGAGACCUUUGGCUGCAUCACGGUGCCCAAGGGCGAGGGCGACGAGUUUGACAUCUACUCGUCGACGCAGAACCCGACCGAGUCGCAGCUUGUGGCUGCCGAGGCGCUGGGUGUCCCGGCGAACCGCAUCGUGUGCCACACCAAGCGCCUGGGCGGCGGCUUUGGCGGCAAGGAGUCGCGGUCGGUGCUGCUGUCGACCUUCACGACGCUGGGCGCCUACCACACCAACAAGUCGGUGCGCUGCAUCCUGGACCGCGACGAGGACAUGCAGACCUCGGGCCAACGGCACCCGUUCCUGGGCAAGUGGCGGGUGGGAGUCAACCGCGACGGCAAGCUGGUGGGCCUGCGCGCCCAUAUCUACUCGAACGGCGGCUUCUCCCACGACCUGUCGAUGGGUGUGCUGGAGCGCGCAGUCUCGCAUCUGGACAACUGCUACUGGAUCCCGAACAACGAGAUUGUCGGCCGCGUGUGCAAGACCAACACGCAGUCCAACACUGCCUUCCGCAGCUUCGGCGGCUGCCAGGGCAUGAUCAUCCUCGAGUCCAUGCUGUGUGAGGUCGCUGACAAGCUGGCCAUGCCCGUCGAGCGCCUGCGCGAAAUCAACAUGUACAAGGAGGGCCAGCUGACGCCCUUCCGCCAGCCUGUGGUUGACUGGAACGUCCCGCUGAUGUGGGAGCAGCUCAAGGCCAAGGCCAGCUACGACGAGCGCCGCCGCGAAGGUCGACGCCUUCAACGCAAAUUCGGCAUCUCGUUCGGUGUCAAGUUCCUGAACCAGGGCUACGCGCUGGUGCAUAUGGGCCAGGGCCUGCACACAAAGAUGGCGCAGAUUGCUGCCGAGACCCUGGAGACUGCCACCAACACCGCCGCCAACACCUCGCCCACUGCCGCCUCGGCCUCGGCCGACCUCAAUGGCUUCGCUGUCUACAAUGCCUGCAAGGAGCUGGCUGACCGCCUGCGCCCAUGGCCUACUUGGAUCGCGUCAACCUGUCGGCGACCGGCCACUAUGCGACUCCCCGACAUUGGCUUCGACUGGGAGAAGAAUGAGGGCCAGUUCUUCUUCUACUUUACCCAGGGCGUAGCCGCGGCUGAGGUUGAACUCGACACCCUGACUGGCGCCCACACCACGCGCCGCGUCGACAUCCUGAUGGAUGUCGGCAAGUCGCUCAACAAGGCGCUGGAUAUCGGCCAGAUCGAGGGCGCCUUUGCCCAGGGCCAGGGGUGGUCCACCACCGAGGAGUUCCUGUACUUCCCCUCGAACGGCCGUCUGUUCACCCAGGGUCCCGGCAACUACAAGAUCCCGUCCGCCAUGGACAUCCCGCGCGACUUCCGUGUCUCACUGCUCGAGGGCGUAAAGUACAGCGCCCUGAAGACUAUCUUCUCCUCCAAGGGCAUUGGUGAGCCCCCGCUGUUCCUCGGCGCAUCGGUCUUCUACGCCCUACGCGACGCCGUCAGUGCUGCCCGCAAGCACAGCGAUGUCACAGAGACCCUGCAUUUGGAGUCGCCGGCCACUGCCGAGGACCUGCGUCUGGCGUGCGAGGACGAGCUUGUGCAGAUGGCCAGGAUCCCGGCUGCCCAGAAGGAGGGGCGUGUGCCCGGCCUGCACUCGGGAUGCAUUGCCGAAAUCUCUGCAUAA